AUGGAUGAUUCUCAAGGCAAAAUCCUUUUGUUCUUUGUCUGUGAUGUACAUCUGCAGCUGUUUGUGUUGUCAUGCACAAGACUCCAGAUCUCAUCAUUAAUUAAAUUUUCUCUCUCCUCUCCUGUUUCCAUUAGGUAUGAUUAUCGUGAAAUGCUGCACAAUGCCACUUUCUGUUUGGUUCCCCGUGGCCGCAGGCUUGGAUCCUUCAGGUUUCUGGAAGCCUUGCAGGCUGCCUGUGUCCCAGUUAUGCUCAGCAAUGGAUGGGAAUUGCCAUUUUCUGAAGUGAUUGAUUGGAAUCAAGCUGCCGUCAUUGGGGAUGAGAGAUUGUUAUUACAGAUUCCUUCUACAAUCAGGUCUAUCCAUCAGGAUAAAAUCCUAGCACUUAGACAGCAGACACAGUUCUUGUGGGAGGCUUAUUUUUCUUCAGUUGAGAAGAUUGUAUUGACCACACUAGAGAUUAUUCAGGACAGAAUAUUUAAGCACAUAUCACGUAACAGCUUAAUAUGGAACAAACAUCCUGGAGGGUUAUUUGUAUUGCCACAGUAUUCCUCAUAUCUGGGAGAUUUUCCUUACUACUAUGCUAAUCUAGGUCUGAAGCCUCCCUCCAAGUUCACUGCAGUUAUCCAUGCAGUAACUCCCUUGGUUUCCCAGUCUCAGCCUGUGCUGAAACUCCUGGUUGCUGUAGCCAAGUCCCAGUACUGUGCACAGAUCAUUGUUUUAUGGAACUGUGACAAACCCCUCCCAGCCAAACACCGGUGGCCUGCCACUGCUGUGCCUGUCAUAGUCAUCGAAGGGGAGAGCAAGGUUAUGAGCAGCCGCUUCCUACCCUAUGACAACAUAGUCACCGAUGCAGUGCUAAGCCUCGAUGAGGACACUGUGCUUUCAACCACUGAGGUGGAUUUUGCCUUUACAGUAUGGCAAAGCUUUCCAGAGAGGAUUGUAGGGUACCCUGCUCGCAGUCACUUUUGGGACAAUACUAAAGAGAGAUGGGGAUAUACAUCCAAAUGGACUAAUGACUAUUCCAUGGUAUUGACAGGAGCUGCUAUUUACCACAAAUAUUAUCACUACCUGUACACUCAUUACCUGCCUGCCAGCCUAAAAAAUAUGGUGGACCAACUGGCCAAUUGUGAAGACAUUCUAAUGAAUUUUUUGGUGUCAGCUGUGACAAAAUUGCCUCCUAUCAAAGUAACGCAGAAAAAACAAUAUAAGGAGACCAUGAUGGGACAGACUUCCAGGGCUUCCCGCUGGGCUGACCCCGAUCAUUUUGCCCAGCGGCAGAGCUGUAUGAACACUUUUGCCAGCUGGUUUGGCUAUAUGCCGCUGAUCCAUUCUCAGAUGAGGCUUGACCCUGUCCUUUUUAAAGAUCAGGUCUCCAUUCUGAGGAAGAAAUAUCGAGACAUUGAACGACUUUGAGGAGUCCUGCUGAGGGGACUGAACUGUACUAUCUGCCCAGUGCAGAUCUACUGACACUUGGAGCCAGACUGUACCAAGGACAAAAGUACAUGCAAACGGAAAGCUGACUUGUGGCUCCUUAAGGAUUCAUUGCUCUGGACUAAUUCAAACCACCUCAUGGGCUACUGUCGCUCAAGACUAGGUUGUGUACAGUUUCAUUAUGGAACAUUAAAUAAUUAUUUUUGAAAUGAUUGCUAUGCAGGUUUAAACUUUUUUAAUGAUCAAAAAACUAUUAAAAACAGAGUUCUUUCUUUAAUCAAAAUUGUGUUGGCUGUGAAUAUUUCAAAGUUGCCAUUCCUUCCUUUACACGUAUUUUGAUUAUCUUUGCAAUUUUCAUUCGGGUUUCCCUGCGAAGUUAAAACAUUCAGAUCUCACAGGGAGAAAAUGCAGCAGUUUUGAAAAUAAAUUGAGCACAAACAGGACAGAAAUUAAACAUUCAGUUUCAUCUAAAGCUGAUUUUUUUUCUCUCUCACUACUCAAGUUAAUAGCUGCUAAUGUAUAGAGUUCCAUUGCUCAGAGAGGAAGCUGAGCAUCCAUUUAGUACAACAGAGUUAAAUUCCUACUGUUUGGGAUAUAAAAACAAUAAAACCUAUUUUUAAAUGGCGGACAGGGGGAAAGAUUGAUGUCAAGGAACAAAACAGAUAAGAUUGAAGUGAGAGAGGAAUUUAUGCACAGCAGAAAUCCAAUGCCUUUUAAUCAUGAAGGAAUGACUCAUAACAAAUCAUUUUAACAUCAGGAUGGUUGCUAUAAUUUGGAUGCUCUGCUUGUUAGUUAGUCCCUGUUAUGAACAGGCAUUGCGACACUGCUGGAUAAGCUGUGGUUUUCAUGAGUUCCUCCUCCUUGUUUGUGGGGGCAUAUAUAUCAAAAUGACACUAUGUGUGUCUUGGUAGUUAAGGGUCUAUCAACAUUUCUGGUUUAAUCCCCUUGUUUUAAAGGAGGAAGGAAAGGAAAAGUAGGAAUCUGAUGGUGAACUACAAGGGGUUUCUAGGGCUUGGCAUUAAAGGACUUUGCCUGAAACCAGUUGUUUUUUACAAAUGUUUGAAGAAAGUCAACUCAGCCCAGGCACUUUGUAUUUGUAAGAGUGAAAAGGAAAGGCCAGAUUCCUUCCUGAAGGCUUUUUGGUACUUCAGAUAACUAUAUGGAUGGGAAUGGAUUUACUCUAAAUUUACCAGAGGGUAAUUCCAGGUAGAAUCUGGCCCCUAAACCCAGGCAUUUGUUCUUGAUGCUUUUCUGUAAUAUUUCUAUUAAAAAAUGGGUUUGUCAUUUCAAACAGAAGCAUUUCAGUCAGUCCGUAGUAUACAGACUAGUUGCAUCUUGGGGCAAGAAAGCACGAAGGUUGAUAGAGAUUAGGAAGACAACAACAGAAUCGACUAGGUAAACAAGCACUUUUUCAAAAUGUUUUAACACUCUCAUUCUCAUGAGCUGUUCUCGGGGUGCUUCUAGUACUCAUUGCUCACACAGUGUGUUAAAUUUGAACUGAGAAGGUCUGGCUGCGCCCCCAAAUAAAAACGAUGCAGAUCAUUCCUUACCUCCAAACCUUUGUGUUAGGAAGUUAAUUCAGGGCCUGGAGAGUGUGGCUUUGUAGUUAGAACAUGGGGUCCUGGAUUCGGUCUAUUCCUGACUCAACCAAGGACUUGUUACAUGGCUUUGGAUAAGUUUCUGAUCUGCUGUGUGCCUCAGUUUCCCCAUCUCGAAAAAGGGGGCAUAAUUGUAUUUGCCCAUUUCACAGGGGGAUUAUGAAGCUGAAUGACUUAGUGUUCACAGGGA
Molecule: messenger RNA, 3219 nt
Organism: Gavialis gangeticus (Gharial)
Lineage: Eukaryota; Metazoa; Chordata; Crocodylia; Gavialidae
Gene: EXT1
Product: exostosin glycosyltransferase 1
Exons: 12
Coding region: 1-1413 (470 amino acids)
Cellular component (GO): membrane
Molecular function (GO): glycosyltransferase activity
Source: RefSeq, a predicted model, not a curated record